Anolis sagrei ordinatus is the source of this 2105-nucleotide messenger RNA. It is a transcript of the gene AAMP, whose product is annotated as angio associated migratory cell protein. Gene Ontology annotation, cellular component: cytosol. Lineage: Eukaryota; Metazoa; Chordata; Lepidosauria; Squamata; Anolidae. The record is from RefSeq and is a predicted model, not a curated record. Gene Ontology annotation, molecular function: protein binding.
CGCGAGGGAGGGGCGGGCGGAAGAGGAGAGCGGCUGGGGAGAUCAGGGCCAGGCGCCGCGUGUGGCGUGUUGUGGAGUCAGGCAGGCAGGCGGCAUGGCGGACCCUGGCGGCGGGGAAGAGACCCUGGCGGCGGGGUCAGGGGCCCUCCUGCUCGUGUCAGGCGGCGGCGCGGAGGAGAUCGUGGAAGUGGUGGACCUGGAGCCGCCGGGGCCCGAUGAUCUGGCUGAUGAGAUGGAAGAUGUGGACCUCGACGAAGAGCAGGGCGCUUGGGUGACUGAGGAGGAAGAUGAGGGAGUGGAGGAGGGCAUGGAGGCCCAAGAUGACAGUGAGGUCACCUUCUCAAAACAUACUGCUUCUGUUUUCUGUGUCAGCCUUGAUCCCAAGACCAACACGCUGGCAGUGACGGGUGGUGAAGACGACAAGGCCUUUGUGUGGCGCCUCAGUGAUGGAGAACUCCUUUUUGAAUGCUCAGGUCACAAAGACUCUGUCACAUGUACUGGGUUUAGCCAUGACUCCACCUUUGUGGCCACAGGUGACAUGAGUGGAUUGAUCAAAGUCUGGCGGGUGGACACCAAAGAGGAGAUCUGGUCUUUCGAAGUUGGUGACUUGGAGUGGAUGGAGUGGCACCCCCAAUCCCAUGUCCUCCUGGCUGGAACAGCAGAUGGCAACUCCUGGAUGUGGAAGAUCCCCAGUGGGGAAUGCAAGACGUUCCAAGGGCCAAACUGCCCUGCUACCUGUGGACGUGUCCUUUCUGAUGGAAAGAGAGCUGUGGUCGGCUAUGAAGAUGGGACAGUCCGCAUCUGGGAUCUGAAGCAGGGAAGCCCACUACAUGUCCUUAAAGGUCAGGAUGGACAUCAGGGCCCUUUGACGUGUGUGGCCAGCAAUAAGGAUGGCAGCCUAAUCCUGACAGGUUCUGUUGAUUGCCAUGCCAAACUGGUGAACUCUGCAACCGGCAAGGUUGUGUCUGUCUUCAAGGCAGAGAGCAUUGUCCCCAAGACCUCAUCAGGAGAGACUGAGGAAGCUGAAUCCAACUCAGUGGAGUCGCUGGGUUUCUGCAAUGUGAUGCCACUGGCAGCUGUUGGCUAUUUAGAUGGGACCUUGGCCAUUUAUGACCUUGUUACACAGACCUUAAGACACAAGUGCCAGCAUGAGUCAGGGAUUGUACAGCUUCUGUGGGAGGACAGCUCACCUGUGGUUUAUACCUGCAGCCUGGAUGGCGCUGUGUCCCUCUGGGAUGCACGUUCAGGCAAGUUGAUCAGUGAGUACCGGGGCCACUCAGCAGAAAUCCUGGACUUCGCUUUGAACAAAGAUGCUUCUAUUGUAGUUACUACUUCCGGCGAUCACCAGGCCAAGGUGUUCUGUGUGCAGCGCCCAGAUCGCUAACAGAGCUUCACUCAGCAGAGAAUGACGCUGUGGAGAGACAGGACAAUGUGGAUGCAGGCAGCCAGGCCCACAGGACUGUGACAGGGCUGACAUAAUCAUGUCUUUGGGGGGAACCUUACUAUUUUUUCCUUUGAGGGGAAAGUUUUGCCAUCUUGUCCCCUCAUGGUACCAGAUCUAAUUGCUUGAGUUUUUUAAUUGUGCUGCAGACCUGGCGCUUUGCUGAGCUACAAAGCUGAGAAGACGCUUAAUGCAUAUGGACUGUUGGUCAGCAUGAUUGUGGGGGAGAAGGUGUGGUAUGUCUUUAAAAAAAAAACCCUUCUUUUCUCCCAAGUUCAGAAAUGGCUUCCUCUUUCAAAGAACUGUGUCAAUUCCCUGGUGUCCAGGGCCAUUGUCUUCCAUGUUUCUUGUGGCAGGCGAGGCGCUUCACAAUCGAGAGAAGGAAGCUAGCCCAUCUCCCUUUUGGAACUUUUGACACUGUGGUUUGUCUAAGCAAAUCAUGUAAUUGGGCAGAAAAAGAUCAGCCGCUCAUAAAAUGAUGAUUCCCUAAACAGCAAUUAUCAGAAACUCAGGCUAAAACUGAGUAUGUCUACCAAGCCUCCGGUACUGGAUCUGUCCAGCAACAGCAAUGGCAGCAACGUAACUUGUUCAAAUAAUUGCACCUUACUUUGCCAAUCAAAGACACCAGGAUGAAAUAAAAAGGAAGCCAGCCAUCUUAAAGCCA